AAAAGUUAUAACUUGAGUACUGGAAAAGGAGAUCGGACUAAAACUUCAGUCAAAAACGAAACUUUUCCUUGAAUGUCCUAUAACUUUAUACCAGACUAUAUUCAAGUCAGGAUAUAAAUACUUUGGAACUUUACGGAUCAAAUGGAUGACACGUUCUUGCAAUUGAGAAUAAGCGUUUUCUCCCGAUGGUGUGGAAUAAAGAGUAAGGAAUCCACUUGGAGUAUUUUGCUUUUCGCCAAGCGUCCUUCUCUAUGAGCAAAUUGAAUUCAGCAGCAAAACUCAGACACGUCUUUGACGACGAUGUAUUCAAUUUAAUAACUUAUGGAGAAAAAAAUAAUCUAUUGGUAGGGUUUUCAAAUGGUCGUGUUGCAAAUUACAGUUAUGAUGAAGAAAAUAAUUCUUUAGUCGAAGAAUGGAACACCAAACGCCACAAAAUUAGCUGCAGAAAUUUAUCUUUAACUGACGAUAACUCUGAAUUCAUAUCAGUUGGUUCUGACUGUGUUUUAAAAUUAGCAGAUACUUCUUCCGGAAGAGUCACUUCAAAAUGGAUUCAAGAAGAGACAGCAAGUGCAGAACUCUCCCCUUACAGUGUAGUUGAAUGGGUGGAAGGAAAUAAUAUAUUUGCUACUGGUGAUGAUGAUGGUUGUGUUACAAUAUGGGAUAGAAGAAAAAAUGGCGGAGUCCUUCAUUCACACAGAGAUCAAAUAGAUUACAUUUCUUCGAUAUCUCCGUUUGAAGAUCGUUUUAUGGUUGCUACCAGUGGUGAUGGAACUCUUUUAGUACUUGAUGCCAGAAACUUUAAGUCUGCUGUUCUGAGUGAGGAACAAGAUGAUGAUUUAACGUGUGGAGCAUUUACUAGGGACAACAAUGCCAAGAAAAAGUUCGCUGUUGGUACAGCUUCUGGUGUAGUCACCCUGUUUACUAAAGGUGACUGGGGAGAUCACACAGAUCGUAUUAUGCCGCCUAUUCGUUCAAACGACUAUUCAGUAGAGACCAUGAAUCGCGCUGGAGCGGAUACUCUUUACAUUGGUGGGAGCGAUGGAUGUCUUAGACAAUUGAACAUUCUUCCAAACCGAUAUGAAAAAAUUAUAGGACAGCACACUUCAAAAGCGGGUGUUGACACUGCAGAUGUUUCCGAGAAUGGCGAGUAUCUUAUAUCGGCGAGUGGUUCAGAGUUGAUCUUUUGGGGCACCGGAGAUGAUUCAAAUGAAUCAAACAAAGCCGACCAAGACAGCGAGGAAGAGAGUGAUGAGACAAAGUCCGAUGAGUCUGAAGAUGAGUCUAGUAGUGACUCAGAUGAACCUACUCAAAAUUCAAAACGGAACAAGAAGUCUGCGAAAGCAGCGCCAAAGAAGAAGGUCCCUAAAACUGAUUUUUUUGAUGGUCUAUAAUCUAUUGUCGUAUUUAAGAAGGGAAACAGUUCAAAAUUAUGGACUCAUGGUAUAUAAAUACAUAUGGUUGGACAAAAAAACAUAAUUUAUAAAUAUCGGUUUAUCUAAGUAUAUAAAAUUAAAGUAUGCUUCUAGCGCAAAGUAAAAGUUACAAACAGUCAGAUAGAUAGCAAUAUUACUAUUUAAAUAGUACGUGA
Messenger RNA from Schizosaccharomyces octosporus yFS286, 1588 nucleotides. Its product is annotated as WDR55 family WD repeat protein. Lineage: Eukaryota; Fungi; Ascomycota; Schizosaccharomycetes; Schizosaccharomycetales; Schizosaccharomycetaceae. The record is from RefSeq and is a predicted model, not a curated record. Bases 252 to 1391 code for a protein of 379 amino acids. Gene Ontology annotation, cellular component: nuclear pore outer ring. Gene Ontology annotation, molecular function: protein binding. The transcript has a single exon.